AUGAACUCAAACGAUCCAGAGAGUGCACCACUGUCGUCCUUGAAUGCUCAGCUCGUGGCACACGGAUACACCAAGCGGCCUCUCAAACUCACGGCACUCAGCAAUGCCGACCAAGCCCAUGUCUCAAGCGUCAUCUGCGAGCUACUGGGGGCCAGCGUUUCCAACCUCAACUCUCUGGAGGACCUGAACGCGUCCCACCGUACUCUGCAGUACGAACAUGAACGACUGGCAAAGACCAUUGAGAAGGGUGAACGACAGGUCGCACGACUGGAGAGCGAUGUCGAGGUGGCAAAGGCGCGCGCGGUUGAGGCCGAGCGCCGCGUCGCCGUGGAAGAGGAGAAGGUCAAGCAUCUCCGUGAGGAUGUGAACCGUGGACGCAAAGCGGUGGACAAUCUCCGUGUUGCAGCAGCACAAGAAGCGAAGCGGUCCCAAAUCAAGCUCGACAAGGUCCUUGGCCAGCUAGCACGCACCAUCCCCGCCGUACCUGUGGGGUUCGAGCUUCUCAACCCCCUGCCAGCUGGCGGUACCGCACCCGUAGCCCCCGGCCCUCUCCCAUUGCUCGAGCAGGCGCUCGCGGAUCUGGCCGACAUCCGACAAAGCCUGCAGGAGGAGACGGAAGCCUUCCGCACUGUGGUACUGAGCGCUGCCAACUCGCUACAAGAGGCCCUUUCGGCCGGAAUGGGUGACGAGCCACCGCAUCGCAUGCUUCAGGCCGACUUCUUCGCCAUGGACACGGCUGCGUUCCCUGGCCACCGAGGAGUACGGCAACAGGCCAGCUGGACCUCCCAUCCCGCCAUUGCAGAUGCCCGUCUUAAGGCCCUCAUUGCGGAUGUGCGUGUGGGACUUACAACUGAGGUGUCUCCGCUCAUGAGGGAUGGCAGUGGCGCAACCGAAGCAGAAGCUGAGGAGCAAGAAGCCGCUGCCAAACGUGAGCGUGAGAGGCAGAGGGCUGAAAGCGACCUGCGUGACAGGGUCAAGGAUCUCGAAGUCGAGAUUGCUAUUGCCAGAGGCAAGGAGCAGGAGGCCAACAAGGUCAUUGAGGAGAUGGCGAAGAUGAAUGUUGGAGCAAGUGUCCCAUCCACGACCGACUUUGAGGAUGCCCGUCUCCGCGACGAGCUCGUCCGUCAGAAACGUGUUCUCGACAACGAACGAGAUGCCUUGCGUACCGCAACCGUCCGUCUCACCGAGGACCGCGUUGCUCUGGACUCUGCCAAGGCAGUAUUCGAGGCCGACAGGGAAGCCGCCAUUGCAGCUGCCGUCGAGGCAGCGACCCCUGUCCCGGCCGCCAAUACUUCGCCAAUUCCCGUCGAAGCUGGUCCCUCAUCCCCACAACCACCAACGGCGCACGCCCUUCCUCUCAAUCCCGUCAUAUCAUGGGAGAAGAGCAGCACACCGCAAAAGCACAAACCCUCUUCCCCUUCCCCUCUGUCCCCCCACAAAUUGGUCCGUCGCACACCUUCGGGAUCGAAGCAGGGUGCAUCACACGUCCACGUGGCAGGGAAGCGCAAACCUCGUAAUGUGCCACGCACCCCGCUUAGCAGGCUCGUCCUCGAGCGAGCUGUGUUGGACCGUGAUCGCGCGAGGAAGACCAGUGGAGGCGGUGCAGGCGCGGUUGGGAAGGCGAGCGAGAGUGGCAACGGCAACGGCAACGGCAACGGGGUCUUGGGCGAGAGUGGCAAGCGUGUCAACCUCGCCACAUCGACCACAGAGUCCUCCGUGACAGCGGCGCCGUCAGGCCCGCGGACAGGCACAGCCCGUCUGUCAGGGGACAAGCCCCGCAUCGCCUUUUCGCCCGAGCACAAGGGUAAAGCCGUCGAACCCCAACGCCGUGUGUCUGGUCCGCCCACCGAGAAGCCUGACAGGACCGUGCAACCGCCCUCCAAGACAGAACCGCGCAAAUCGUCGUUAACGGCGAUGACAGCGGCCAGCGCCGCGCGAGCGAAAGAGAUGAAGGAGAUGAAGGACGGUCGAAACCAAGAAGCCAAGGACGCUGGAGCGGUGCGGAGUGCCGCCAAGACGGCGCGGGUGUGGCGCUGA
Molecule: messenger RNA, 2037 nt
Organism: Apiotrichum porosum
Lineage: Eukaryota; Fungi; Basidiomycota; Tremellomycetes; Trichosporonales; Trichosporonaceae
Exons: 4
Coding region: 1-2037 (678 amino acids)
Source: RefSeq, a predicted model, not a curated record